ACUCCAGACGGGUCAUUCAAACAUAACUUUUCGGGCACUGACAGUUAACAGGUCGUGAAUAUGACAGACCGCAAAGCUGUGAUCAAGAAUGCCGAUAUGGCAGAGGACAUGCAGCAGGACGCUGUGGACUGCACAACUCAGGCCAUGGAAAAAUACAACAUUGAGAAAGACAUUGCCGCUUACAUCAAGAAGGAAUUCGACAAAAAGUACAACCCCACGUGGCAUUGCAUUGUGGGUCGUAACUUUGGCAGUUACGUCACGCACGAGACGAAACAUUUCAUCUACUUCUACAUGGGACAAGUGGCGGUGCUGCUCUUCAAAUCCGGAUAAAUUUAUAGUGGAUCGUGACGUAAACAAAUAGUAACAUAAAAUUACUCGACGGCGUACUUUAAAUUGGGGAAAAAAGACUUAAUGACUACGAAGAUGGUUGCAAAAUGGCGUCUCUGAUAUGUUCUGCGUCACAACUCCUUUCGAGAGGCAACUUUUUCAUUUGAUAGCAAGCAAUUGCUAAAUUCCAUUCAUAGUUCCCGUGCCUUCUGGAGUACUUGUGGAGGAGUCCUCAAGCCAAAUUUUUUUCACCGAACUGCACUAUCGUUAUCAGAGGCUCAUGUCCAAUCCAUGGCGGUGCUAAUACAGGAGCGUUGGAUACCGACCCUAAGGUGCUGCGUCUUUCCGUCACUCUGGAUCAUUUCUCAGCGCAGAGCAAACAUGAAGAGAUUUCAUGAUAGCGUUU
This is a messenger RNA of Liolophura sinensis, 733 nucleotides long. RefSeq names its product dynein light chain 2, cytoplasmic-like. Gene Ontology annotation, biological process: microtubule-based process. The transcript has 2 exons. The record is from RefSeq and is a predicted model, not a curated record. NCBI's taxonomy places the organism in Eukaryota, Metazoa, Mollusca, Polyplacophora, Chitonida, Chitonidae. Bases 61 to 330 code for a protein of 89 amino acids. Gene Ontology annotation, cellular component: cytoplasmic dynein complex. Gene Ontology annotation, molecular function: dynein intermediate chain binding.